AUGAGUGAAAAAUCAUAUUUGCUUUGUGGGAGAGUGUUAAGACACACUUCUACUAUGGAUUAUUACUCUUCUCUAAAGACUUCUAGUAUCAUGAUGAAUACUCUUGCUAUCGCUAUGAGGACUCCUACUGCUAUCGUCGUGAGGACUCCUAUUCGUUGCUAUUGUUAUUGUCGUAUGGACUCCUACUACAGCCUAUAUCUCCAACCUCUCCAAAGUCUCCG
Messenger RNA from Dovyalis caffra, 221 nucleotides. The record is from the annotation of a GenBank genome assembly. Lineage: Eukaryota; Viridiplantae; Streptophyta; Magnoliopsida; Malpighiales; Salicaceae.